Penicillium diatomitis is the source of this 369-nucleotide messenger RNA. RefSeq names its product tubulin-binding prefolding complex subunit YKE2. The transcript has 4 exons. The coding region runs from base 1 to 369 and encodes 122 amino acids. Lineage: Eukaryota; Fungi; Ascomycota; Eurotiomycetes; Eurotiales; Aspergillaceae. Gene Ontology annotation, cellular component: prefoldin complex; cytoplasm. The record is from RefSeq and is a predicted model, not a curated record. Gene Ontology annotation, molecular function: protein-folding chaperone binding. Gene Ontology annotation, biological process: chaperone-mediated protein complex assembly; protein folding.
AUGGACGCCCAGAACAAGCUUCAGGCGCUCUCAGACGAGUUCCAGCAACUACAGACUGAUCUCGAGGGUCUGGUCGAUGCCCGUCAAAAGCUAGAGUCACAACAACAGGAGAACCAAGGCGUGCAAAGUGAAUUUGCGCAGCUCGACGAUGACUCGAAUAUAUACAAGCUCGUUGGGCCUGUCCUGUUGAAACAAGAGAAGACAGAAGCUGUCAUGGCUGUCAACAGUCGUUUGGAGUUCAUUGAGAAAGAGAUCAAGCGCAUCGAGAAGGAGAUUGAGGAGAAACAAGAUACGGCCGACAAAAAACGCGCAGAGAUCAUGCAAGUCCAAAGCCAAGUACAGCAGCAAGCUGCUCAAGCCUCCGCAUAA